CGUGGGGUUCUCAGUUUAAUUGGUUUUUCGGCGAUGUUUCCCCGGGCCUCGGCUUUCCUACCUCUUCGCCCCUUCUCCCGCCUUCCUUUGUCCUCUGGGAGCGCGGAGGUAUCGGCGGCUGCGAUUCUGCUGCUGGCUGCUCCACAUGGAACGGUCAGGACAAAAAAUAAUAUCCAAAGAUAUUUUGGCACUCACAGCGUGAUCUAUAACAAGAAAGAUGAGCAGUCUAUUCCAACUCAUGAGAUCUCUGAGGAAACUUCCAAGAGCCAAGACAGUGUAAAGGAGAACACGAAAAAAGACUUGUUAAAUAUUAUUAAGGGUAUGAAAAUUGAAUUAAGCACAGUAAAUGUACAAACAACCAAGCCACCCAACAGGAGAGCACUUAAAAAUUUGGAGGCUACAAUUGGCAGGCUUCAAAAAGCUACAGAAAAUACCACAAAGAAGAGAAAUGAAAAUUUGAGUCCUGAGUUAGUGGCAGCUGCAUCCGCUGUUGCAGAGUCUCUCCCUUUUGACAAGCAGACAACCAAGUCUGAGCUGCUCAGGCAGCUCCGGCAGCACGAGGAAGACUCGCGGGCGCAGAAGGACGGAAAAAGACGGUGGAAAGUUAGCGUCAGUAACAUAAUAUCAGAUAUGAAAGUUGCCAAAUCUGCUACAGCUAGAGUUAGUACAAGACCAGAACACCAGAUUCAGUUUGACGAAGGGUCUGAUAAUUAUUUUGAGCAUCAGAGGAGCGCUGAUCUUAGAAAAAGUCUUAGGAAAAACAUAUUCAAGGGGAAGAGACUUAAUAUUUUUGAUAUUAAGGCUGCUGAAGAGGUGCCUGAAACAGAAAUAUCACCUUCGAUUUGGGAUGUGGAAUUUGCUAAGCAGUUAGCCACAGUAAGUCAACAGCCCUUUCAGAAUGGUUUUGAAGAGAUGAUCCAGUGGACAAAAGAGGGGAAACUGUGGGAGUUCCCAGUUAACAAUGAAGCAGGUUUUGAUGAUGAUGGUUCAGAAUUUCAUGAACAUGUAUUUCUGGAUAACUACCUGGAGGAUUUUCCAAAACAAGGACCAGUUCGCCACUUCAUGGAGCUGGUGACCUGUGGCCUUUCCAAAAACCCAUAUUUGAGUGUUAAACAGAAAAUUGAACACAUAGAGUGGUUUAGAAAUUAUUUCAAUGAAAAAAAGGACAUUCUAAAAGAAAGUGACAUACAAUUCAGUUGAAGACAAUGGAAAUUUUUAUUUCACGCUAUUGGAGAUAG
Messenger RNA from Trichechus manatus latirostris (Florida manatee), 1238 nucleotides. It is a transcript of the gene MRPS31, whose product is annotated as mitochondrial ribosomal protein S31. The coding region runs from base 34 to 1200 and encodes 388 amino acids. Gene Ontology annotation, molecular function: structural constituent of ribosome. The transcript is spliced from 7 exons. Gene Ontology annotation, cellular component: mitochondrial small ribosomal subunit. NCBI's taxonomy places the organism in Eukaryota, Metazoa, Chordata, Mammalia, Sirenia, Trichechidae. The record is from RefSeq and is a predicted model, not a curated record.